Tetrahymena thermophila SB210 is the source of this 753-nucleotide messenger RNA. RefSeq lists its product as hypothetical. Lineage: Eukaryota; Ciliophora; Oligohymenophorea; Hymenostomatida; Tetrahymenidae. The transcript is spliced from 5 exons. The record is from RefSeq and is a predicted model, not a curated record.
AUGAAAAAAAGUAAUCCAGCUAGUAAAGUAACUUCUCCAUAAGGCUAGCAAAAAUAAGGAUCUCAAAGCUGGAUGACAGAGAGUUAAGUAAAAACAAUAGUGCAAAAUUGUAAUAGUUAAUUAAAAUAAAUUGAAACAUAGACGGAUGCUUUAAGAUAACAAUUAGCUUAAUAAGACAAAUCUAUACAAACAAUUACUUAAAAUAUAACCAAAAUAAAUUUAGAUUAUGAAAAUACAAAAGUAGAUGCUGCUCACGCUGAAAGUUUAUACAAUAUACUCAAAAAAUAUAAUGAGGAAAUUAAUUUAAUUUAGUAAGCUUAUUAUUUUGAAGGAAAUAAUCAAACACUUUAAUGCCCAAAGUUAAACUCUAUAGAUUUCAUGAUAAAAGAAAUAGAGAAAUCAAAAACAACAGAAAACAAUAAAAAAUAAAUACUAAAUUUUCUAAAUAAGCUUCGCUAAAAAACGAUCGAUAAUCUUAUUUCAGAGGCAAAAAUGUAGUAAAUAGAAAAAGUGUAUUCGAAAUACACUUAGGAAUUUGAAAUUAUGAAAAAAGUACUUUCUACUACAACUUUUUGUACAAAUUGUAAAGAGUUAUUUCUCCCAGAGUAAAAUCACGAAACUGCUUGCUUUUAUCAUCCUGGCAAACUUAAAUAUUUUAGUUGUAGAACGUGUGGUGCAGAUGAUUACUACACUUGUUGUCUUAAAUGUUCAAGAUGUUGCAUAGGUUGUGCUAAUUCUGCACAUAUAGCUUGA